AUGCAAGAAACAAAAUCCGGAAAAUGGUAUCGCGGACAUACAAACCCAUUAGUCAACUCACAGUUCUACACCCGCUGUGAAAAAGUGGAACACGAAUUAGCCGUUUGUGGCAAUGGAAAACUGGUGUUGCAGGAUCGUGCGGUUUGCAUUGCUCAUGGAGGUCAUAUGGGCAUUGUAAAGACAAAAGCCCUACUUCGUGAGAAAAUUUGGUUUCCAAGGCUAGACAAAGCAGUUGACCAGGUUGUUAAAAGUUGUAUCCAAUGUCAGGCAGCAACAGCCACACCCAGCAAAGAACCCCUACUAAUGUCCAAGUUACCAAAAGGUCCAUGGAAGGAGUUAAGCAUUGAUUUGGAUGAAUUGCCUUCAGCAUAUCAUCUCGUCAUAAUCGACGAUUAUUCUCGAUUUCCUGUAGUAGAAGUCAUCAAAUUAGUUAGUGCUGCAACUGUCAUUCAAAGAAUUGAUAAAAUCUUUUUUGGUGUACCAAAUGUGCUAAAAUCCGAUAAUGGAUCACCAUUCAACAGUAGAGAUUUCCAGCUUUUCGCAAAUGAUCUAGGCUUCAAACGUCGUAAAAUCACACCAUACUGGCCAAGGGCGAAUGGUGAGGCAGAACGCUUCAUGAAGACCAUCAAGAAAGUCAUCAAGGCUUCCAUAGCAGCAGGUAAAAACUGGAAACAAGAAAUGUUCAGAUUUCUUCGCAACUAUAGUGCAUCACCACACUCAAGUACCAAUGUACCACCAGCAACCGCAUUGUUCUCUAGACCGUUACACAUUAAACUGCCAGGGGUUGUCACGACACCAGAGGACACAGAAAUGCGUACGAAAGAUGAAAUAGCAAAGGAAAAGAUGAAAAUGCAGGCUGAUAGCAAAUCGUAUGUUCAGCCGUCUUCAUUGAAAGACGGAGAUGUGGUCUUGGUUAAACGCAUUUGUAGAAAGAGCAAGAUGGAGACACCUUAUGACCCUCAACCACAUGUCAUCACAAAGAAAAAGGGUUCGAUGAUCUCAGCUGCAAGUGGUGAUCAUUCUGUAACACGAAAUUCAUCUUCUUCAAGAAGAUUGGAGAUCAGUGUGAAUCCACAACUGAAGCUGAAAAGAGAGAUAUUAGUUUUGCUGAAGAUGAAGCUGAGUCACCAAAGCCGAAUAGGAAGCGUCCAGCUUAUCUUCAAGACUAUGUAA
Molecule: messenger RNA, 1173 nt
Organism: Anneissia japonica
Lineage: Eukaryota; Metazoa; Echinodermata; Crinoidea; Comatulida; Comatulidae
Exons: 1
Coding region: 1-1173 (390 amino acids)
Biological process (GO): DNA integration
Molecular function (GO): nucleic acid binding
Source: RefSeq, a predicted model, not a curated record